Molecule: messenger RNA, 891 nt
Organism: Contarinia nasturtii (swede midge)
Lineage: Eukaryota; Metazoa; Arthropoda; Insecta; Diptera; Cecidomyiidae
Product: myrosinase 1-like
Exons: 4
Biological process (GO): carbohydrate metabolic process
Molecular function (GO): beta-glucosidase activity
Source: RefSeq, a predicted model, not a curated record
GAAGAACGAUUAUGAAAACGUGCUUUGCCAAUAAAUGGAAUUAGUAGAAAAAGUGGCAUAGCGACAUUACAAGCAAAUAUGUUUUUGUCGAGAUUAAUUUAUAUUUUUACCAUUUUCAUAGUGGAAAUAGUAGUUGCCAAAAAUGGAUCUAGUCAACAUUUUCCGGAGAAUUUCUUAUUUGGUGUGUCAUCGUCUGCAUAUCAAAUUGAAGGUGGCUGGGAUUCGGAUGGUAAGGGACCAUCAAUUUGGGACGAAUUCACUCACUUGCAUCCCGAAAAAAUAGUUGAUCGUCAGAAUGGCGAUGUUGGUGCCAACUCUUAUGAAUAUUAUUUGGACGAUGUCGAAGCAGUGAAAAGUUUAAAUAUGAACUUUUAUCGAUUUUCAAUCUCGUGGACGCGUAUCUUGCCAACUGGCGAUAUAACACAAGUAAAUGAAAAAGGCAUCGAGUAUUACAACAAAAUUAUCAACAAGCUCAUCGAAUACAAAAUCGAACCAAUGGUGACGAUGUAUCACUUCGAUCUACCAGCACACCUUCAAUUAUUGGGUGGUUUUGCAAAUUCAGCCAUUGUUCAAUACUUUGAAGAAUAUGCAAACUUACUGUUCAAUCGGUUCGGCGAUCGUGUCAAGUAUUGGAUUACCAUAAAUGAAGCAGCAGAAUUUUGUGUAAAGGGCUAUGGUGGAAAGAUUCAUGCACCUGGCAUCAAUGCACACGGAAAAGGCGAAUAUUUGUGUGUGCAUAAUGCAUUGAAAUCACAUGCGGUUGCUUAUCAUUUGUAUAAACGCGAGUACUAUAAUCAGUAUAAAGGUCAAGUUGGAAUCGCCCUUGACUCUUCAUUUUUUUACUCCGAUUCAAAUGAUACGGUGGUAGUGAAUCGGGAGAUGCAAUUUACG